Anopheles stephensi (Asian malaria mosquito) is the source of this 1536-nucleotide messenger RNA. It is a transcript of the gene Kr-h2, whose product is annotated as Krueppel homolog 2. Bases 286 to 1077 code for a protein of 263 amino acids. Gene Ontology annotation, cellular component: membrane; endoplasmic reticulum. Gene Ontology annotation, biological process: membrane organization; endoplasmic reticulum tubular network organization. The record is from RefSeq and is a predicted model, not a curated record. The transcript is spliced from 5 exons. Lineage: Eukaryota; Metazoa; Arthropoda; Insecta; Diptera; Culicidae.
AGUCGUGUCUGCCUUCUCUACGACACUGUGCCUAUGCCAGGGUCUGCGAUCCCAUUCAAUACUGGCAGGACCAGCAGGGGCACCAGCACCCAUUAGUUUAUCAGUUUAUCUAUCAUUUUAUCUCUAAUCGCGUACGAGCCUGGCGGUGAAAUAAACACGACGAUUUCAUGUUUCAUGGCGAUUCUCGUAAUGAGUGGCCAGACCUUUUGUUUCUUUAAAGCCUACUACGCCUCCGUGCGCCAUAAACACAACGGUGAUGCUCAUUCAAUUGCAACAAUCUAACGGAUGAGCGAUCAACAGCGAGAUCAACAGUCGCAACAGAGGCAAACUGGUUUUGCCGCGCUGAAGGAGCAUGUUUUGGCAAACAAACUGGAAACGACGCAAUGGGUGUCCCGCGUGCUAACCAUCUACUUUGCGCUAGGAUACGUUUUACCGUUCCUCUACGGAAACUCCGUAAAUGCUUAUUACAAAGUGCUGAUGGCCAAUGCGGCCACCAGCGCCAUACGGUUACACCAACGUCUACCUCCUUUUAAACUGUCCCGUGACUACCUGCAGCAGACGAUGUUGGAGGACUCGUUCCACUAUCUAUUGUUUUCUUUAAUAUUCCUUUACGUGUACCCGAUGCUGGCGAUCAUUCUGCCCGUCGUGCUUUUCUCCGUGCUGCAUUCCACCAGCUAUUCCCUGACUCUGCUUGAUACUCUCGGACAAAACUCGUGGUGGGGUGCACGUUUGUUGAUUUCGGUCGUUGAAUUCCAGACGCGUAACAUACUGAGAUUUGCGGCCUUUUGUGAAAUUAUCAUUAUGCCAUUGACGGUAUUGCUCGUGUUUUUGGGCAAAGCCGGUAUCAUGACGCCGUUGGUGUACUACCAAUUCUUGGUGAUGCGCUACUCAUCGCGCCGCAAUCCGUACACGCGCAACGUGUUCUACGAGUUGCGAUUAGUGGCAGAUAACUUUGCCAACGGCUUGGGCACUCCACCGGUCGUGCGCAAAGCUCUACAUGCGUCGAUCGGUUUCAUCAGCCGGUUAGCACCACCUACACCGGUGCCGCCACAACAGCAGCAGCAGCAGCAGCAAUAGUGCGAACAAAGCAUGCUUAAUCAUUUUAUGUUGUUUUGCACAUAACACCCGCGCAUAUGCAUCAGUACGCACGCAUAUUGAACCAUCAUACCGGUAAGCUCCUGGAUAGCAUUCUCUCCGUAUCAACGGUGGACGCAGGCCUACGCUCACCCGUGGGUGUGCUUUGCUGCACUGGGAAAGAUUCUAAAGGGGUUUCACUUUCAACUUGUGGCCACGUCGGUGUCACGUUUGAUCAUGUUUCUCGACGAUGUCAGAGAAAGCGGGGGUUUAAAAACAAUCAUCUACAACACCGUACGUGUAGUUCAUUUUGAAUCGUGGUAUUGUUUUCAUUUUAUGUUCCCCAUACUUUACAACAUUUUUGUACACAAUCAAAAACCCGUUUGUUGAUUACUAUAUUUUUAGGGUGAAUGAAAGCGUAAAUAAUACGGAAAUGGAAAUAAACAUUGUCACAAAAUGCGG